UAGACAGUGUUCAGUGUUUCGCAGUUCAGACACAAUUUGAUAACAUUACUUGUUGAAAUGGCAGAAAUUAAUAACAAUUCUGAUAAAAGUAAGUUUCAUUUUUUUAUCACUUCAAGAUAAUUCACUCUUUACCUUUCAUUUUAUUCAGUUACUUUCAAAUUGAAGCAUUUGAAUAAAUACCAUGAGAUAGUCAUUGAUCCAAAUGAUGACAGAAAUGAAUACAAACACCAACAAUUAUUUGAACAGCUGGAAUCAAUAACUGGAGUACCAAGUAGAUAUGCAGCUAAGAUGCUUAUAAUUAAGAACGAAACUCCUUCCCCCCUUAAUAAUAAUGGUCGGAUUGUGUGGGGGAUUUUCGUCAACUCAGAAGCCAUGGUUCCUGAGUCACUAAUGGAAUACUAUCCACAUCUUAUGUUCACAGCACACAUCCAAGAUAUCUUCAGUGUAAAUACCCGUAAUGGUCAGCGUUUUUAUCUUCAAUAUGGUGUUUGUUAUGAGCAUCAAAUUUCCAAGCGUAUAAGUAUGUGUUAUAAGCUAGUGGAAGAAAGAGACGUUCCUGAAGAAGGUUGCGUUGGAGGUGUAUGUCAAUAUCAAUGCACUGAAAGUUACUUUAGAAGGUUGAAAGAUCUCGUUAGUAAUGAUGAAAUGAAUGCUAAAAUUACUCAGCUUGUCCAGCCACUAUUUGAAUCGGGAAAUUCAGCGGAAGUUUACAGGAUUUUCAGAGAUUUCAAUAUUAAACAAUAUUUAUAUCCAUCUUGUGAUGAGGGUUAUAGGCGCCAACUUGCAGUGAAUGGUCAUGCACACCAAAUUGAUCUUUAUCCAAGAACUCGAGGUUAAACCCGUCUGGUAUCUACCUGUGGUGAAUGAGCCUUGUUUCAAUUUUACUCAAUAAACUGAGUUGAGAGUUUAAACUUUACCAUGGCUCAAAAAUAUUCAUUAAAGUUGGAUAAAUCCGAAUUUUUAGUGUGAUUCGCAACUCGGUAUUCACUGCGUUGAGGAACCGAAUACUACC
Messenger RNA from Tetranychus urticae (two-spotted spider mite), 1012 nucleotides. NCBI's taxonomy places the organism in Eukaryota, Metazoa, Arthropoda, Arachnida, Trombidiformes, Tetranychidae. The record is from RefSeq and is a predicted model, not a curated record.